CGCGCGAGGGGCGCUGGCGAGGCAGUGGGAUGGGCUCGCGGCCGCGUGGCUGCGGCGCCCCCAGGGUCCUGCGCUGCCCCGGGCCCCUGCUCUGCUCCCUGCACGUCCACGGGCCGCCCUCCCACUGGGGACAGCGCUGCGGAGUGGAGACGCUGCGGGCCCAUUUACGGCUGGGGAGACGGAGGCCUGCGCUUGGGUCUCCGGGAAGCCGAGCUCCCAGCGCUGGCCGCUGUGGUCCCGCCCUCGCGCCCUCUGAGCUGCGCGGGCUCUCAGCGCGGGUUGGCCAGUUUCGGGGCGCCGGUCCGUUUGGGGGCCAGAGGGGCACGAGGCGAGACCCGGGACCUUCCAGGCCCCGAGCAGCCGCCUUCCCCAGUAAUCCCGCGCGAAAAGCACACGGCCGGCUUGGUGUGGACUCCCCCCUGGUGCCCACGGGAGGCAGGGCCUGGCGGGUGGGGGGCAGCCGGGAGGCCGCCGCGUGGUUCCAGGACGGGCGGAAGGUGGCCCUCCACCCUCCACCCUGCCUGGCCUGAGCCCCGCAGGUGUUCUGGGGAACCUCAUCGCAGGCGCUCCGACCCCUCUGCUCCCAGGGGAGGAGCGGAGGGAGGCCUGAAGCACUUGCCAAGGCCGCACACCUGGAGGGGAUAGAGCCUUCCCCAGCCGCUGGCCACAGCUGGACCUGCCCUGAGCUGGGGGCAGGAAGGGCUGGGGCGGGAACUGGAGGCCCACGCAGGUCGCCCGCGGUGUCUGCGGCCUGUGCCUCUGGGGCCACCUGGCCAGGGAGGGCAGGAGAUGCCCCGCACAUCCCUGAAUGGCUGCAGGGCAGGUGAAGGAGAAGGCCCUGUUUUUUGGCCCCAAGGGCAGCACUUGGCCCUGGAGAGUCCUGCAGGAUUGCAGGAGGAAGGCAGGGCACGACAAGGGGGCGUCUGCGCCCCGCUGACCUCAGUGGGGCGGGCCUCCGGUUCCUUGCCUCACCUCUGUUUCCAUCUACAGGAGCUCAGCUGUGGGAUCAUCCCCAGACUGGCACAGCCCAGUCACAAAGCCAGAGCCGCACCCUGCAGGAAUGGCCCCUCUUACAGGGAAGGGGCAUGGCCUGGGUGGCCCCGCAGGCCCUCUGGCUACCGAACCUCCCAGCUCCCCCGCGCCCCUUUGGAGUUCUGACCCCGCAGGUGCACCCGUGUCUCCUGGACGCAGAGGCUGCCCUCUGAUUGGGUUGAGCACCUUGGGCUGAAUCCCUCAUCCGUGGACCAGGCAGCCUGGCAUCGCCAUGUGGAGCCGCUGAGGUGAUCAUGUGUUUUGGUCAAUGCUUAGAUAACAGUUUGAGAUGCCGCUCUGGCCCCUGGGUUCAUGGCUCCACGUCUGAUUCUGAGGAGGAGGCUUUGGCUCCUUCUUUGGAUUCACGCUUGGUUCUAGGGAUGGGCCCCUGACAGGGGGCCUGCUCUAGGAGGCAUCCCCCACCGCGGUCCUGGCUCAGGACUGCUUUCCCCACUCUUCUCAUCUGCACCCUGGGCGACAAAUCCCAGCCUCACAGUGGGAGGGGCCUGGGCGGGACCCGAAACAAAGUGUCCCAGUGUCUGCUGUUCCUGGGCAGGUGGGGCUUGGGGGUCCCCCACGGUUCAAGCCUUGGCUCUAGGCCUUGGCUGGGCCGUGUAAUGGCACCCGCGACCCUCAGUUUCCUCACUCACUGGGGCUUCGAAGGCCUCUGGUGCCCCGAGGGUCCUUCCUGAGGACGACUUGAAUAUGGCGGUCCUAUCCUGGGAUGGCCGGCAGGUGGCAGUGACAGCCCAUCUGCUCUCCACCGGGCUCCCCAGUAGAGUUAUAGGGGAUUAGGCAGUGAGUUUUGUCCCAAAGGGAAUCGAAUCUAGAUCAGAACCUCUGGCGAAGUGGAGCGACCAUCUGCCCGAAACAGCAGAGGGAAGGAAGCGCCUGGAGGGGGUCUCAGGGAGGUGGGACGGGAGUCGGGUCUCCAUGUCCUUCCUGGCUGACCAGGCAACCUGGGAGCUCUGGCUGGUUCCAGGGUUCUGGGGUGGGGCAUGGGGGGUCCUGCCAGGGGAGGGGGAGUUUGCCGCUUGGCACCCUUGCCUCCCUGUGGCAGCCUCCUCUUGAGCCCUUGGGACUUUUCACAAACCCUGUCCCUCUCUUGUUUGGGGAUCGAGGUCAGGAAGCCGGAGGCUGUGGAUUUUUCUUUUUUUUUUUUUUGAGACAGAGUCUUGCUCUGUCGCCCAGGCUGGAGUGCAGUGGUGGGAUCUCGGCUCACUGCAAGCUCUGCCUCGGGUUCGCACCAUUCUGUUACCUCAGCCUCCUGAGUAGCUGGGACUACAGGCGCCCGCCACCACGCCUGGCUAAUUUUUUGUAUUUUUAGUAGAGACGGGGUUUCACCGUGUUAGCCAGGAUGGUCUCGACCUCCUGACCUCGUGAUCCGCCUGCCUCAGCCUCCCAAAGUGCUGGGAUUACAGGUGUGAGCCACCGUUCCUGGCCAAGGCUGUGGAUUUUAGGGAGAGCAACCACAGGCGUUGGGCAGAAGUGGCCAACAGGGCCCAGCCCCAGUCCUGGGUCUCUUGACAGCCACGUGCCAGGCCCCAGCAGGGGUUCACCACAGCCUUUAAACCGAGCAUUAUUCUUGUUGGCAGCACCUUACAUCCUUCUGGAGGAGCCUGUUCUUGAAUCAGUAAGCCCCGAUAUGCCUCACCAUCUCUUGCCACUCAGCCUAUGUACCGCCUGGCUUCAAAACCAGGCUGCUGCGGACGCUGCACAACAGUGCUUCCUGGCUGGCCUCUGACAGCAGCCUGCUGUGCCCUCCGGCGGCCCUGCCAUUUACAGGGGGCUCUCACACCCAUUCCAUCUGAACUUCCCUGGGCUUCCGUCUUCUGGUCUGUGGAUGGGACUGGGUAAUAAUCAGCUGGUAUUUAUUAAGAGCCUGCUUUGCUCCUGCCCAGUGCACACAUCGUCUGGGGUCUGGUCACAGUGCAGGUCUGGGUGGAUGGGCCUGGGCCGAGGUCCAGUUCUGCAUUUCCAACAAGCUCCCAGACCAAGCCUGCGCCGGAGCAGGGCUCUCAGCCUCGCCCAUCACACUCACCCACUUCCGCCCAGCAGUAGCAGGUGUGUUGUCCCAUCCGGCAUCCUUCCUCUGGAGGGCCUGCGCUGCUCCGCUAACCCCAGUUCCAGUGCUCUGGGGAGCUCAGAGGCCGGGGAGGAGAGGGAGCUCAGGGUGCAGCACCACCGUUUGUAUCCUCAUCCCCCCACUAACACCCAGUGCGGUGGGCAGCCCUGCAGGUGAUCUGAUGCACCAGCAGGUGCUGCCCCCUCUGCCCUCUCUGGUGGGGUGUGAGCACCACCAGAACAGGGGACUGCUGUGCCUGGGUUGCUGCCUGGCACCCAGCGGCCUCUCAGGACCCCGAGGAGCGCAGGGUGGGCCCAGGAGCUGGACACAGCAGGUCGGGGUCCAUGGGUGGGCAGGUGCAUGGAGCGUAGAGCAGGAGUGGGCACUGGUGCUGCUUGAGGGGAGUGGCUCCUGCCCAUCGUGGCAGUUCUGGCUUCAGGGGUGUGGCCAUGUCCCCUCCCUUCUCUUUAGCUAUACAUGGGUUUGGGGAUUGAGGAAGGGCCGCCCACAAGCUGGCCCCGAGUACAGGGACAGGACCGUAGGGUGCGGCCCUUGGGAAGCCCCUUGCAGCGCCAGCCACAAACCAGGAGAACGGGUUCGUCCGCCUGGCUGGAGGCCCUGGGAGCUGCACUCCACCCGUCUGUGGCAGACCCAGGACCUGGAGCUAUCAUCUGGGCUGAACUGGCUGAUAACUGGGAGCUGGAAACCAAGGGCCCCCCAAAAAGGAGAUCUGGGAGGACUUCCUGGAGGAAGAGACUUUGCACUGGUAAGAGUGAGGGAGAGCUCUGUCCAUGUGAGAGGCGUGGCCUUUUCUGACAAGUGGAGGCUGGGGUUGUUGGGUUGGGGGGCGCUAAGGGUGGGCCCUGCCCAGCUUCCCAGCCUCCUCUGUGAGGCCAGAGGGAGGGGGCCUGGUGAGUCUGGAACGACACAGGGUGGGGUGCCCAGGAGAGUGAGCCCAGGACCUGUGGGCACUAGGCAAGGCCAGAGAGGACCCACGAGGGAGGCCCGAGCUGGAGUGGCGUCCACUCUGGAUGUGGGCAUCUGGAUGGGCUGUGAAGAGUCCGGCACUGUCCUGCAAGCACUGCAUAGACUGGGCUGUGCUGAGUGUGGCCAGCCAGUAAGGGGCUGUUUGCUGGCUGGAGGGCACCUGGGAGCCACCUCCUGAGGCACUGCCGCGCCACCUUCCCCACACAGUCUCCCCUAAGGCAGAGUCAGGGCCAGGAGCCGGGCAGCCCUGGGAGGAGGGGACGGGCAGGGGCUGCAGCCUCUGCGCUGAGGUGUGACCUUGAGCAGCUCCUGGUCUUCCCUGGCCUCAGCUUCCUCACCUAUCAAGUGGGGGAAUAGAGGCCCCUGCCUCCCAGGUUAUCAGAGGACUCAGGAUGGCACAUGUGUGGGGUGCCCUCCGGGACCUGCCCCGGGCCACCAGCUCAGGGCUUUGCAGGCAUUUAGACUCUGGUGAGAAGAGGCUGAGCCCAGGGCAUCCGUGUGUCCUGCCCCCAAACGCGAACACGCAGGCACUCAGGAACCUGCAGGAGCUGUGGAGCCAGUGCAGUGAAGACGUGUGACCGAAACUGCACUGAACUGAUUCACACCGAUGAGCAGCUGCCGACAGUAACAGUGUCCAGCAUUCCUCUGGGCGCCUUCAGUUAGAUCGAGAGAGACAGGAGUGGGGAUGUUUUAGUUAUCAAAGCUGGCUCCCGGGUCUGGGUGCCAGGAUCAGGCAUGGGGGCUCCUGCAGCGAGCUCUGGGGGUCUCAGUGGAGGGGGCAGGGCUCUGGUCGUUCUGCUCCACCACGUGCUAGAAGGAGGGGCCCUGGGGCCAUGGCUGGCACUGGGCCCCACCCACUGCCUCCCUCGGACGGCUCGAUGGUGUGGGUCAUCCACUCCUGUUCUCCUCUGUCCCGCCUCCUUCAGGAGGUCUCCAGCACCUGGGACAAAGUCCCAGGUUCUGUGUCUGAACCUGGCAUUUGAUGCCCGAUGGACAAUAAGGGCUCCCCACGAGGCUGCUCCUCAGGGCUCAGGAUCUUCAGUCAGGCAAAGGCUCCCCAAGUUCCAGGCGUGCCGUCCUGGACUCCUGAGGCUGCCCGCCUGCCUCCGCAGGUCGUGUCUGUGCGAGUGGGAGUGAGCCGUGUGCUCCACAGACCCCUGACCUGUGCGCUUAUGACAGCCUCUCCUUUGCACAUGGCCUCGACUUGGCUGUCCGCCUCUCCCUGGCUGCCGACCUCCCAGUGCCCAGUUAUACCCAGGUCUCAGCCCACACUGGGUGGGGAAAUGCUGGUGCAAAACCUGGCUUAUUGGGGUUGCAGCCAAGUAGCCCUUGAUUCUUCCUACCACUCCGCUACCCGAGAGAGGACCUGCUCACCUCGCCUCUCUCUGCGGUUGGCACGGCUCAUCCUCUGGCUGGGGCAUGUGAUGCCUGGCCAAGGAUGUGGUGUCUGAGGCUCCCCUAUCUGUCUGCCCAGCUCCUUGCCCUUCCCUGCGUGGGGCCCGUCCCAGGAGAGCCUGCCCUGACCCUUCCCACCUGCCUGCCUGCGGUCAUCUGUCCCCUCCCAGGCUGCCGGCCUGGUCUGCACGGUCGAGCUUCAAUCCAUAGCGGAGGCCUUGGGCUGUGCUGCCGUCUGUCUAUCCGUCCGUAAAUCCAUCUAUCCCCUGCCAGCCCCUUCCCUCUGCACCCCCGGCUCAGCCAUGCCAUUCCUGGUUGGCCCUGGAGGUCCUAUUUGCUGGUCCUUGAGUUUCCCACUGAUUGUGAAGAGACAAUAAUUGUCCAGAGGGGAUCGAAGGGGUGCCUGUGUAGCCAGUCCACACUCUGAGGCCCUGGCCUCGGCCGUUGGUCAGGGGGGGUUUUCCACUUGUUGACAGAGGCGCCUCCCGUGGCAGUGGGGUGCAGGGUCUCCCCUGGGGAUGUGAGGCCGGUGAGGGAGGAAGGGGAGCAGGCAGGGGCCCGGGGCUCUCCAGACCUACCACCCCACCACCUCGCUGGUUCUCCUUGCCCGGAGCUCAAUGCGGGGAUCCCCGUGCCUGACCCUGGCAUCCACAGACCCGGGGGCCAGCUUCGAGGAGGCGCUGCUGGCUCUGGUGGAGGUGGUGACGUGGGGCUCUGGAGACUUGGGGGCCGCUCAUCCUUCUUCCUGUGGGCUCCACCGUAUUCAUCCUUGGGGGAUUAAUCUGAAGCUGUCCGUAGAAGCUGGACUGGGACCCUCAAGCCAGCCCUGGGCUGGGGCCAGCCAGGCCCUUCCUGCCUCGGAACUGCUGCACCUGCUGCCCCCAGACGGCUCUUGCCAACUCAAAGCUAAAGCAUAGCAGGCCAAGUCCCCCCCAUCCCCCACCCAACCCCUUUGUGCCCUCCCCCCACUACCCCACCCUGUGCUGCCUCCCCAGUAGCCUGGGUGCAGCUAUGGGGUGGGGGUGGGCGCAGCAACUGUAACCUGUCUCCCCACUCCCUGCCAUCUUUGGUCAUUGGUCAAGAGCUCAUCAGUGCUGAGUUAAGGACUCAGACAGGCCCCUGCCCCAGCCCCUACCUCACAUCCCUCUCAGCUGACCCCACCUCCUCCCCAAGACUUGGAUCCCAAAGGAGCCAGUGUCUGGGGGUCAUCCAGGCAGCACCCACCUCUUGUCCUUCCUCCCGCUGCUCGAUUCCACUUUCAGCCCCCUGCCCUGUGAUUUCAGGACAAAGCUCCCCAGGUGCAGGUCUGAAAGCUUCCACCUCCUUCAAGAGGUGGGCACGGGGGCCUAUGGGGCCCAGUGAUGCUGGCAAGGGGAGAGGGUGGGGUCCAGGCAGGGGCGGGGUUGGGGAUCCACAGUGGGAUGUGGGGCUGAACAGUUAUGUUCCGGUAGGUGGGGGCUGCAGAAAGAGCCCCGAGGGCUGGGGAGUCCCGGAGCUGGACCACGGGACUGGUGGUCCGCCUGCCAAGCCCAGCUUUUCGGACCCCAGGGCUGGGGCACACUCUUUGCACCCCGCUUUACAGAUGAGGAAAACGAGUCAGAGAGGGAGAGUUUAAGGGCAGGCUUCAAGCUGACUUCUGACCCAGAGACCCCCCAUUUUGAAAAAUCUCUUCUUCAGGCCUCAGGCCUGGAGGGCUGUGGGAGCCGCUCCUCUCUCGAUUGGAGGGUGGAGUGAUUGAUCGAUCAAUUCAUUGCCUUUACCCCCAUCAGUAUCUCUUCCCCCUUGGGACUCCUUCUGAGGAGCGUUGAGUGUGUAUCUCUUGUUUUUUGUAUUUUCCAGAAUGCUGUGUUGUUCUGGUGCGAGUAUUUUAAUCACUGUUAGUGGGGUGCAAACGUUUUGGCCUCAGGACCGCUUCACGCUUUUUUUUUUGAGACAGAGUCUCACCCAGGCUGGAGUGCAGUGGUGCGAUCUCAGCUCACUGCAACGUCUGCUUCCCAGGUUCAAUUGAUUCUUCUGCCUCAGCCUCCUGAGUAGCUGAGAUUACAGGCAUGCACCACCACGCCUGGCUAAUUUUUGUAUUUUUAGUAGAGACGGAAUUUCACCAUGUUGGGCCAGGCUGGUCUCAAACUCCUGACAUCAGAUGAUCCACCCUCCUUGGCCUCCCAAAGUGCUGGGAUUACAGACGUGAGCCACUGCAUCUGGCCCCAACACUCUUAGCAGCUGUUGAGAAGCCCAAGGAGCUUUGGUUUUGGGGUGCUGUCUGUAGUGUGUGCUGGAGCAGGCUUGCACAUGCUCACCAGAGCCUGUGGUAGCAUCUCCAGUAAUCUCAUCAGCUGUUUGUUGGACACAACCAUUAUUCAAAUCAAAUUAAACUAAUUAAAUUAUGUAAAACACAGAAAUACUAUAAAAAGCAAAGGAAAUAAAUACUCAAAAUGUA
This is a messenger RNA of Pongo pygmaeus (Bornean orangutan), 7916 nucleotides long. RefSeq lists its product as uncharacterized. The transcript is spliced from 3 exons. The record is from RefSeq and is a predicted model, not a curated record. Bases 3279 to 4262 code for a protein of 327 amino acids. NCBI's taxonomy places the organism in Eukaryota, Metazoa, Chordata, Mammalia, Primates, Hominidae.